UCUCGCAUCCCCAUUUUACGUAUUGAGGAGCUACUGUACCUGUCCCAACAGCAUGCGUGUAGGUAUAGGGUAUCGCAUAAUUAGAGGUCUGGCUACAGCAUGCGCAAAUCCACACUUCUCUCUCUUCCUCGCAUAUUCUGGACAACGAUCAUACUUUCCCUUUCGUCCGUUCCCUUCCUCUGGCCACCCUAUUUCGCCCACGGCGGCGAUCGAUCUGGAGAUUCCGGGGCCCUCCUGCAAACGGUGCCGGUCGGGUAGCAGGGGGUGUUCUCAUCACGGUAAGCGCCGCCGGCAGAAUCGGCGGUCCGAAUCUCCAGGAACCGGCGAUUCCACCUCAACGACUCCCACAUCUGUGCGAAGAUGGCGUACACUCCUUUGGAUACCCUCAAAUGGGUUGUAAAGGAAAUGGAGAUGAACUCGGUCGAGGUUAGGCAGACGGUUGGUCAUCCUACCAACUCAUCUUAUGAACUCCAGCAGCUUAUUGACAAGAUCCUAGACUUAUCGGAUUGGUUGGACAUGGUUGCCAUUCAAUGUGCAUAAGUUAUUACCAAUUACAACCCACCCCCUCACCCACUACAGAAGAGUUAGAAGUUGCCGAGGAAUUUGGACGAGAGCCUCCUUCAUAAUCUUCAAUUCGAAUAGGUUCCAUGCCAUGCUCGUACUCAGUGCCCAUAUUGUGUAGAAUGAUAACACAAUCAACAAUGAAUUUGAGAUCAAUGGGGUUCCAAUUGCGAGCAUGAUUCUUUAUAAUUUGGUAUUUGUCUUGUAAGACUCCAAAUGCUCGUUCCACGUCCUUUUGGUACUCAUCAUGUUUGGCGGUAAAAUACUUGUGCUUAUUGCUAAAUGGGCAAGAGAUAGGUUAAAUCAAAGUAGUCCACGACAGAUAAAUGCCGUCAGCAAGGUAGUAAGCCAUAUGGUAUUGUUGACCAUUCAGUUGGUAACUAACCGAAGGACCAACUCCAUUGGCUAAGUUGUCGAAGACUGGUGAAUGAUGCAGGACGUUAAUGUCAUUGCAAGAUCCAGGCAUUCCAAAAAAUGCAUGCCAAAUCCAAAGGUUAUGGCUUGCAACAGCCUCUAGAAUCAAUGUAGGUUUCUUGUAGUAACCUCUGUACUGACCUUGCCAGGUCGUGGGGCAAUUUUCCCACUCCCAGUGCAUGCAAUCAAUACUUCCGAUCAUACCUGGUGUUGGGGGCCUUCGGCUUACGAAGGUCCUCAAAAACAGGAUUUAACAGUAUUUCUGGAGCAUAAUGUGUGAACAGGUACCUUCGGGCUCGAGUCGGAAUCACAGUAGGAGAAGCCUAAAAUAAUACGAAGGUUGAUACAGCGCCAAAGAUGUGAGCGGGAAAGCUUCGGCGUGCUAGCAGAAAAUGAAACCGACUUAAAGAUAAAAAGGCUAUUCAGACCUCGGCGGAUUACUAUAGAAUUAUUACCAAAUGUAAUGGGCAUGAAUGUAAUUUUGUAUGAGCCGUGUCCCGUGUCUAUAAAUAGGUGAACAGUACCCCCGUACUGUUCACGCUGAUUUUGCAUUUUGCCUUUGCGUCACACCUGUACUUUCAUUUCCUUCCAAGCUGAAGCAUUUGAGAACAAGUCUCCAACAUUGGCGCCCACCUCCGGUGAACUCACUUCCACUCUUUGAGUUUUUGAACACCUUCGGCGAUCAUAAACCUUCGCUAUGGCGCCGAAGAAAGCUUCAGCAACUGGGGCUGCAGCUCUCCAACCGCUGGACCACAAUCAGGAGACUGUCUCCCUUCGGGAGGCCCGAAGCCAGAAAAGGAAGGUUGUUAGCCCGACACCGCCAGAGGAUGAGAUAGACCAAGAAAUUAGAGACAUGGAGAUGCUUCAUCAACAGGUGCAGUGGAAGAAGGAAAAGAUGGCCAGGCUAGCUGAAUUACAAAGGCAGAUAGACGAAGCCUCUGAAGAAGUUCGUCAUCUUACUCAGGAUGAGCAACACCGAAGGCCUCAGCAACAAGACCUUCAUCAGGAGGGUUUCCUCAAUGAAGAUGACUGGUAUGACAAUUUCCAUCAUGGGAAUUUUGUUUUUGAUGAUGCUUCUCCUCUGUCCGCUGAGCUGCAGGCUACGCCUUGGCCUCCGUCCUACAAGCCGCCUCAGCUUCCCAUAUUUGAUGGCCACUCAGACCCGAAGCAGUUUUUGAUGAGCUACGAAGCAACAGUAUCUUCGUAUGGUGGCAAUACUGCAGUCAUGGCCAAAUCUUUUGUUAUGGCUGUCAGGAGUGUUGCUCAAACCUGGUACUCCUCCCUUCGACCAGGAACGAUCACUUCAUGGCAAAAGCUGAAGGACUUGUUGUUAACCAGCUUCCAAGGGUUUCAGACGAAGCCAGUCACUGCUCAAGCUCUAUUCCAAUGCACUCAAGAUCACGAAGAGUACCUUCAGGCGUACGUCCGGAGGUUCUUGCGUUUGAGGGCACAGGCACCAACAGUGCCCAACGAAAUUGUCAUUGAAGCCAUGAUCAAGGGGCUUCGGCCAGGACCUUCAGCUCAGUACUUCGCUAGGAAGCCCCCUCAAACUUUGGAGAAGCUGCUCCAGAAGAUGGACGAGUACAUUCGGGCCGAUAAUGAUUUUCGCCAAAGAAGGGAGGAGGCUUUUAGGUUUUCUGAAAUGACCAGGGGCUUCGGAGGGAGGUUCUAUCCGAGGCACGUUAGAUCAAUUCAUAAUUCUAUCCAAAAUGAUGAUAGGGGAAGCCAACAGCAAAGGCCACAGUGCUCCUCACAGGCUUCGGGGCAACAGCAAGGCUCCUUCCGACCACCAGCUCCGAGAGGCAGAGGCGCCAGGGGCUUCGGCGGAAGAUUUGGCGAUCAACCAAGAAGAAUUUUUUGCUUGUUCUGUGGUGAGAACAAAGGUCAUACCACUAGAAUGUGCCAUGUUACCAUCCAGAAGCAAAAGGAAAUAGCCGAAGCGGCAGCACAACAGGCCCAGCCGAAGCAGGUCAUGCACACUGCUUCGUAUCAUUCGCCUUACAUCCCAGAAUAUGUAGGCAACCACCAUGCAGUUUCUGUUGCUUCGGCAAGUCAGCCUCAAGCUUCCUGGCAACAGCCUCCACCUCCACCACCGAUGCAACAAGGCCAGCAGCCAGAAGGGAGCCAAUAUGCUCCACACCAAAGGGACUUCAGAGAACAGUCCGAAGCUCGCACAGUCAACAGCACUGUGCCAGAGUCAAAGCACAUCUAUUGACAAAUAUCCUACCUUGAUAGCGGUCUUUAUCAUUCAGUUUUAUUUUUCUGUGUAAUAAAGGACAUUGUUUAGAUUUCAUGUAAUAGUUUCGUUGUUUACCACAAGGAAAAUAUAUUUUUCCACAGGCUUAAGUUGUUGAAGCUUAAAGAUUUGCGCUAACAAAGAGGACCUUCGAAUUAUUAAAAAUUCUUCGAAGCAACAAAAAGUCGUUCUAAGGAACGCAGAGUAAGUUUGCCGAAGUCACAAAAAGCCGCUCCAAAGGGAGCGCAGUGUAAGUUUUCUGCUCCAAAGUCGUUCCAAAGGGAAUGCAGAGCUUACAGCGAAAAGUCAACGCUGAUACCGCCUAAGUAAAAGGCGAAGCGCGAAAAGUCAACGCGAAUACCGCUGAAAGUAAAAGGCGAAGAAGCUCCUAAGGGAGGCUUACAGCGAAAAAUAAACGCUGAUUCCGCUGAAGUAAAAGGCGAAGAAGCUCCUAAGGGAGGCUUAUAGUAAAAAGACAAUGCUGAUUCAAAAAGAUUAUGUGUUUUAUCGCAGGAAUGUGUGUGUAUCUUCGGAAUAAACACCAUCUUGCAUAACAUAACAUCAUCGCAUCAUUUCGCAUAGCAUAAGCAUCAUACAUCAUGCUGCAUAUGGCACAAGAAGGGGACUCGAUAUCGAUCUUCGGAAGAAUGUUUUGAAAAAAGGGGAAAAUCAUGCUAAGUCGCAAGGAGAUACACUAUUGAUCUUCGGAAGUGUAGCUUCGGAAAAUAUCUUCACGAAGCUUGGAUAUUAUUCAUCAGAACAAUACGGAUAUUGUUGUGACAAAUGAAAAUUCUUCUUCACGAAGCAUGAAAAGAAGGGAAGAUGUUUUUUCGUCAGACUCAAAAACGGUACGUAUGUAAAAUUUCAUGCAUCGUAAAGAAUAAAACAAUAAAAGCAGGUAUAUUACAUUCAGGGCUACAAGAUGUCACACAUGUUACAUUUCAGAAGUUUUUACAAUAGUAUUUAAUCUUCUCUCAGAACAACUUCUGCAGCCUCAUUCAGGAGCCGAUUAACAUCUUCGUCCAUGAUAGCUUCAGCCAUCUUCUUAAUUUCGUCGUCUCCUUUCGGGUGAGAGCCCGGAGACGCUUUAGCAGGAUCUGAAGGAGGACAGGAUACGACUACAAUGCUAUUACAAAUUGCGAACGAAGUUUAAAACCAAAAAUUACAACACAAUAAAAACCAUUAGUUAAUACCUAGUUGCCCUUCGGGCUCUGCGCUCUUCUCAGCAGCCUCAGCUACUUCUCUAGCGUCGUGAAUGCCCUUCUCGCUUUUCUGGAUAAUUUCUCGAGCCAUUUCUCGGCCACCAUUAUCCCAAACAUCGGUGAAAAAUUUUCCACCAACCAUGCUAGCUUCGGCUGAAGGAUCUCUCGCAUCUUCAAAGGACAAGGUGGCUUCGGAUUGCGCUAAAAUCUUUACAUGAUCACAACCCUUUUUCUCCAAAAUGGUGGCAAUCCCCCUGGCACCCGAGAAAGCACAUAUGUCUCCGCGGCUAUUUAAAAUUUCCUCGAAGGCCUCAGCUUCGUGAUUAAUCCAUUCGAUGGCACCUUCGGGGUUGCCUCUUGUAAAGUUUUCUUCGCUCGAGAAUGCGCCGACGCUGGCGAAGCUAGCUUUCAACUUCUUAACACAUUCCAUAGAUUUGUUAUAGCAUCUUUUCUUGGACGAGCGAAGCUUUUCAACAGUUUCCUCUAAAUGAUUUGCCCAUUGGUCGCUGAGUUCUCGCUUCGUUUCUUCAAGUAUGCGUUCCUCUUUGGCUCUGGCCAGUUGUUUCCGAAGAUCUUCAAUUUCACGCUUCUGAGCCUCAGCUUGACCUUUAAACGUAGCUUCGUCUUCUUUUAUUCUAUUUAUCAAUGAAUGCAAUAUUUUAUCUUUUUCGAGACCUUCGUUCCGCAGUUCAAUUACUUCGGAACGAAGGUUGCUCAGGGCUAUAGCGCACCCUUCGUCUUCGGCAUCUUUUUGGGCCCUGAGGGCAUUGCUAAGUAUCAGACCCUGCAAAGAAAAAUAUGUGUGCGUCAAUAGAUUUAGGAAAACGAAAAAUUUUGGUCUCAACAAAAAAUACAAAGAUCCCAUUUGUUGCACCUUUAAGCUAUUAUAUGCCAGGCUGUCGGCCAGGUCGUUUUUCGACAGCACCGAGAGCCCGUCUUCUAGAGUUGGGAAUCCGAAGCUCUUGCUCAUCUCCCGACAGACAGAAAUCUCCUUGCUGUCAGGGAGACAAUACAAAAAGUCUUCUUCCCCACUGCCAUUGAAUAUUAACGCCCCCUUUGGAUACUUUAGUUUUUGGGCGUAAAGCUAGGCCUCUUGCUUUUCUUUUUCUGAUAAUUUUUUCCCUGAAGCAUGUCGAACAAUAUAAUCAAGGACUUUUGGGGAUGCUUUGGGGGCAAUAGCACUGAUUUCUUCAACAAGGAUUUGCUCUGUUACUUUUUCUUCCUCGGUUUCCAAGGAUUUUACCUUCAUGGGCUCUGAGGGCCCAGCUUCAGCUUCAGUUUCUUGCUCUGGAGCCUUUGUAUCAGAAAUUUCAGUUUUCGCUUCGGGAAUGGCAACAGUUUUCUUCGGAGGUGUGCUUGAGGAUUUAAUUGUUUCCAGAACAUCUAGCACAUUGACCAUUCUUUUUCUUUUUGGAGUCACCGAUGGCACCUUUUGAUUUUUUAUUGUCUCAACAUUUGCUGAAGGACUUAAAACUUCUGAUAUUUUUGAUCCCUCAGUUGGUCCUUUUAUUUCUUCCAUUUUUUCUGUCGAUGGCGCCUCGGCCAUCUCUUUGGUUUCUGGUAGCAAAGUCUUUGGUUCUUCCAAUUCUAUCCUUGUUGGCGCUUCAGCCAUUUCUGCGACUUCUGGCAGCAAGGUUGGCUUGGUUGGUUUUUCAGCUUCGGUGGCCGAAGGAGUCUCUCCGGUGAGCUCAGGCACCGAGGCUGGUUCAAUAUAGCGUGGCUGAUGUGUGAGGACCUUUAUCCUUUUUCUUUUCGGUUCUGGCUCGCUAGGAGCAGUUGCAGCUUCUUCUUUCGCAGAGGUUGUGUUUUUUCUUUUCUGCCCUCGAAUGGGAUAAUGAUAGUCAGGGUAGAUAAACCCGAUUGCGUCAAACACUCGGUUCAGCCUUUUCUUUUUUCGACCUCCGAAGGCUGCUGACAAUGCAGUAUCUUCAGCCUUCGAGUAAACCCCAAGCAGCUCAUCACUUAAAUUUUCAAUGCUUUUUAGCCAGUCAUCAUCUGGCUCAACGAAUUUAUCUCCAAACUUGAAAGUAUACAUCAGCCUAAUAAGGCCACCUUCGUCAGCCUCCUUUAUGGCCUCUUGCGGCAUUUCCCAUUUCUCCGCGAGCGGCCAUACUCUGAAGGCAAUAUGCUCUUGUACCAAAUCUCUCGUUCCAAUAAAAGAGCAAAUAACACCGAAGGCUCUCUGGCAUUCUUCGGCAGCUUCGUUCAUUUCAACCUUCGACCUCCGCAGGCCGAAGCUUUGCCAAAUAGGGCGCAUAAUUACACCCUUGAUAUCUUCCCGUACU
Molecule: messenger RNA, 6698 nt
Organism: Zea mays
Lineage: Eukaryota; Viridiplantae; Streptophyta; Magnoliopsida; Poales; Poaceae
Exons: 2
Coding region: 1673-3190 (505 amino acids)
Source: RefSeq, a predicted model, not a curated record